AUGUUACGAAGAUCUAUUCAUACAACUAAAAUUCUGAAAAAUUCUAAUGCUAAUUCGCAUAUUUGGUCGGACUUCACCAAGAGGCCUAGUUCACUUUCUAUCCAAUCUCCCAAAGUGAAAAACUAUCUUUUCCCAAAGAAGGCCUUUUCAGACCCCCCAUCCAUUAGUAGAAGAAGUAACCGUAUUAAGUACUCGCCUCCUGAACACAUAAAUGAGCUUUUCAAGAUGAGUUAUGACUUUCUUGAGCAGAGAUCUAACAAGUUUUAUGAGUUGGCUGGGAAGACAAACAAUCCUCUCAAAAAAGAUGCUUUGCUCAUAAAAGCAGAGAUCAAUAAUCCUGAGGUACAAUACAACUUUCAGUUUAAUAAUAAAGUAGACAAUUUUAAGCAUAUAAUAGACUAUGAUGUACCGGUGUACAGACAUUUGGGGAAACAACAUUGGGAAUCAUACGGCCAGAUGUUAUUGAUGCAGAGGUUAGAAACACUGGCAGCUAUCCCUGAUACACUCCCAACUUUAGUUCCACGAGCAGAAGUGAACAUCAAGUUUCCCUUCUCCACUGGUCUGAAUAAGUGGAUCGAACCUGGUGAAUUUUUAUCAUCUAAUGUCACGUCAAUGUGUCCCGUUUUUAAGGUUCAAGAAUACGACCACGUGGACGUAGAAAGACAACUGUAUACGAUAUUGGUAGUCAACCCUGAUGUUCCAAAUGUAAGCAACGAUUCGUUUAAGACAGCUUUGUGCUACGGAUUGGUGAACCUUAAAUUGGCUUACAAUGAUAAUUUGAUAGACCCAAGAAAGUUUGAUAGUUCUAACGUCGUUGCUGAUUACUUACCUCCAGUGCCUGAAAAAAAUGCUGGGAAACAGAGAUUUGUUGUUUGGGUAUUCAGACAAUCAUUGACUGAAGGUAAACAAGGUCCAAACUCAUUAGAGAUAAAUCAAGCAGAAAUAAGUAGGGAUGAUUUCGACAUCAGAAAAUUCACCAAGGAUUAUAAUUUAGAUCCUAUCGGCGCACAUAUUUGGAGAAGUGAAUGGGAUUCCAACGUUGCAGUUGUUAGAGAAAAAUAUGGUCUACCACCUGGAAGAGUCUUCAGCAGAAUUAGAAGAUGA
Molecule: messenger RNA, 1104 nt
Organism: Saccharomyces mikatae IFO 1815
Lineage: Eukaryota; Fungi; Ascomycota; Saccharomycetes; Saccharomycetales; Saccharomycetaceae
Gene: MRPL35
Product: mitochondrial 54S ribosomal protein mL38
Exons: 1
Coding region: 1-1104 (367 amino acids)
Source: RefSeq, a predicted model, not a curated record